Molecule: messenger RNA, 3579 nt
Organism: Symbiodinium natans
Lineage: Eukaryota; Dinophyceae; Suessiales; Symbiodiniaceae
Source: the annotation of a GenBank genome assembly
AUGAUCACCCCAUCCUUUUCCCCCCUGUUGAGCAAGCUGUUCACCGUGGAGGUCCACAUCCUCUCAAGAGACGCAGACCUCCAUGGGGAGCAAGAUGAGUCAAACAACGCAUCGGACCAGAAGGCUGCGGAGCGCUCGGGCUCCGACGAGACACCGGAGACGGCGGCCUCCUCUGGCGAGAGGGUGGAGAAAAAGGGCAAAGGGAAGGUGGAUGGGGACGACGUCCCCGACCUUCGAAACUCGGCGGAGAUCGCCAACGGCGAGGUGAACGUGCCCACCACUUUCAACGAGAUGUUUCUGUUCAACGCGGCGGUGAUGGGCUUCGGCGACAGCAAGUGGAUGCACAUCGUCCUCGAACGCUUCGAUGCCAUGGCGACGAACGUGGCCAACACGAAUCGGAUCCAGGAAGAGUGCGAUGUGCUGACGCUGCUGCUGUCCGGCUACAAGCAGGUGUUUCUACAGGGCUGCCUUUGCGUUUUUGCCGCGGGUGCGCACCGGGGUGUGGGUUGGUUGGCCGUGGGAGCCUCCUUCCCACUUCUGCUUACGGCGGCUGUAGCUUCAAAGGGGCGGCAGCCGAAGACGCCGAGGAGGAUGUUUGGCCAGCUGGCAGACAUCACCGCCUCAUUUGUGGAAGAGCCGGCCGAAAAGACUCGACGGCGGCUCGGGCCACUACUGGAUGCGAUCAACUCUCUUGAGCCCCAGAUGAAGGAGAUGAGCCUGGAAGCCCUUCAGGGAGCCACUGCAGAGCUCCGACGGAGAGCACAGGGGGCCGAGCUUGAUGAGCUGCUUCCGGAGGCCUUCGCGCUGGUGCGCGAGGCCUCGGAGCGCGUCUUAGGCCUCCGCCACUUCGACGUGCAGCUGUUGGGCGGCAUCGUUCUGCACCAGGGUGGCGUGGCCGAGAUGGCCACGGGUGAGGGGAAGACGCUUGUGGCCAUCCUCGCUGCAUUCCUCAACGCGCUCCCGGGCCGGGGGGUCCAUGUCGUGACCACGAAUGACUACUUGGCCAGGCGUGAUGCUGCUUGGGUGGGCCGGCCUCUCCGGCUGCUGGGGCUCACUGUGGGGGUCAUCCAAGCGGACAUGAACCCAGAGCAGAAGCGCGCCGCGUACGCGUGCGACGUCACCUACGUCACGAACCAACAGCUGGGCUUCGACUAUCUCCGGGACCAGAUGGCCUGCAGCCCUGGGGAGUUGCGGUUGCGCUCAGAGGAGCCCUUUUCCUGCGCCAUCGUGGACGAAGCCGACUCGGUGCUCAUCGACGAGGGCCGUACCCCACUGGUCGUGUCCACUCAGUCGACGAUCCCUUCAGAGAAGUACACGACAGCCCUGCAAGUCGCGAGCCAGCUGGUGAAGCUGACGGACUACACUGUGCUUGAGAAAGAGAAGACCUGCGUGCUCACUGAAGUGGGUGAGCUCAAGGUUUCCGGGGCCCUGAAGAAGGAUGACCUCUUCGACCCCCAGGACCCAUGGGCUCCCUUCAUCGUCAACUCUCUGACGGCCAAAGAGCUAUACCAGCGAGACCGCCAGUACCUGGUGCGAGAUGGCAAGGUUGUGGUGGUGGACGAGUUCACGGGGCGACCGGUCGAUGGGCGGAGCUGGAGUGAUGGGCUGCAGCAGGCCAUUGAAGCCAAGGAGGGCGUCGAGAUUCAGCCGGAGGCUGUUGUGCUUGCCUCCAUCUCCUACCAGUGCCUCUUCCGGCUGUUCAAGAAGCUGUCAGGGAUGACGGGCACCGCCGCCACAGAAGUGCAGGAAUUGGAGUCCAUCUACAACCUGACGGUCAACUGCAUCCCCUCCAACAAGCCAUGCCAGCGCUUGGAUGAGGAGGACGAGGUCUACACCAGCGAAGGGGGCAAGUGGAGGGCCGUCACCCGGGCCACCUGCGAGGCGCACAGCCUUGGGCGACCGGUGCUCGUCGGAACCACGAGCGUGGAGAGCUCCGAGGUCCUCGCUGGAUAUCUCAGCCGGGAGGGUCUCACGUACAAGCUGCUGAAUGCCAAGCCUGAGAACGCUGCGAGGGAGGCUGAGAUUGUGGCAGCCGGGGGCCUCCCUGGGGCCAUCACGAUUGCAACCAACAUGGCUGGCCGAGGGACAGACAUCGUGUUGGGGGGCGAUGGCAAGGCCAUGGCCAAGUUGUACAUGAAGGAGGCUUUCCGCGCCGCGCAUUCCGGAGCAGACGACGAGAACCUUCCAGACCUCUCGGAGCUAUGCCUGCCCCUAUCAGAUUCAGUCCAAGAAGAGUUGGCGCACGCUUGCUCUCUCUUGGUCAGCGCUGCUCCCGCGCUGGAGCUGGCCGAUGUCGAGCGAGUUUUGCUGGGCGAAGCACUGCCCCAAGCAGACGAGGCCAUGCUGGCGGUGCAGGCUCUGAAGGUAGCCUACCAGAAGGCACAGGCCCAACUCCUCGAAGCGGCCGGGCACCAGGGCCGCAAGGUCGUGGAGGCUGGCGGCCUCUGCGUCCUCGGAACGGAGCGGCACGAGGCCCGGCGAAUCGACAACCAGCUCCGGGGUCGCGCCGGCCGCCAGGGCGAUCCCGGAAGUUCCCGAUUCGUCCUGAGCCUGACGGACAGGGUCUUCCGCGUCUUUGGCGGGGACACGGUUCGCAUGCUGACAGCAGACAUGGGUGGUGCCGAUGACGUGCCCAUGGUUUCCCCUCUGGUGUCGGGAGCCAUAGACGAGGCACAGAAUCAAGUCCAGAGCUUCUUCUUCGGAAUCCGCAAAGACGUCUUCAAGUACGAUGACGUCCUGGACCAGCAGAGACAAGUUGUCUACGGCGUGCGGCGGAAGGCACUCCUGGAUUCAGACGAGGGCGUCCUGGACUCCUUGCGAAGCUACUGCACAGAGAGCAUGGAGGAACUUGUUGAGCAGCUCAUAUCUCCCAGUCAGCCGCUGGACGCCUGGCCGCUGGAGCGCAUGGCGACGAAGCUGUCGGCAUGGUUUACUGGCACCCUGACCGUGGCACCCGGCGACCUCCGCGCCGCAGCCGGCGCCGGGGGUGCGGAGGGCUGUGGGGCGCUACGGCAUUGGAUACAGCAGGAAGGCCUGAAGGCCAUCGACCGGAAAGCCGCCAGGAUUGAUGAGGAUGCACCGCGGCUGAGCCGGGCAGUGUUUCGCCAGGUGCUGUUGAUGCAGAUUGACAGCUACUGGAGGAAGCAUCUCAAGUACAUGACCUUCCUGAGGAACUACUCAAAGCUGCGAAGUUACGGGCAGCGAGACCCGCUUGUGGAGUACAAGCUCGAGGGAUACAAAGCCUUUCAGGUGAUGAUGGGCAAGAUUCGCCGUGAUACUGUCUACUACCUCUUCACGUUUCAACCUAGGCCUCUGCAGCCAAUUCCCAGCGAUCGCUUUGCCGACCGGGUACCUCCACAGCCCGAAUCGGGGCUGGUCUCAGAGGUCUUGGCACUUCUUGCGGAGGCGCACCCUCCGGGUUUGCUUCCUGUCACUGAUGCCCGCCUGGUCGCGCUGUUUGAGAAUUCAGGCUUAAAACCUGAUGAGGAGCGUCUACACUGGCUCCAGUCAGCCGAUGGCGUCGAGGUGCUGGAGGAUGCCUUUGCGCGGGCGGCUUACAUAAGGGUUGGCCCCAGCUGA